AUGACAGUAGUGGAAAAGUCGGACCUUGAAGGCUCGACGGAGAAGCCUGACACAGAAGUAAGAGAGACUGAGUAUCCGGGCAUCACAAAGGUUAUAGUGAUCAUCCUUGCCCUCUACCUGGCUAUUUUCUUGGUUGCCCUCGACCAGACAAUCAUUGGUGUAGCAAUUCCGAAGAUCACCGAUCAGUUCAAGAGCAUCGAAGACAUUGCCUGGUAUGGUAGUGCCUAUUUCUUGACAUCAACUGCAUUGCAGCCAUCCUACGGCAGGAUCUAUAAGAUAUUCAGUGUCAAAUGGGGCUUUCUGAUCGCUGUUCUCAUCUUUGAGAUUGGGUCACUCAUCUGCGCCGUUGCACCCAGUAGCACCGUGUUGAUUGUUGGAAGAGCUGUGGCAGGCAUCGGUGUUGCUGGUAUCUUCUCUGGGGCCCUGGUAAUUAUAUCAAUGACAGUUCCACUGCCCAAGAGACCCCUUGUAUUUGGCAUGUUCGGCAUGGUAUGGGGAGUUGCUUCAAUUGCUGGGCCAUUACUCGGAGGUGCAUUCACCGACGGUGUGUCAUGGAGAUGGUGCUUCUAUAUCAAUCUUCCCAUUGGCGGUCUUUCCAUUGCCGUUAUCAUCUUCAUCCUACGAGUUCCCAGCAAGAGCGAGUUCUCAGGUACGCCGGUCCUCGACCGGAUCAAACAGCUAGAUCUUAUCGGCGCCAGUCUUCUCAUUCCGGCCAUUGUGUGCCUCCUGCUAGCGCUACAAUGGGGAGGAAAUAAAUACCCGUGGAACAGCUCGCGUGUGAUCGGGCUCUUUGUCGGCUUUGGACUUAUGAUCAUCAUUUUCGCCUUCUCGCAGAUCAAGUUAGGCGACCGCGCUACACUUCCCCCGGGGAUCCUGAAGCAGCGGUCAGUGUUAUCUGCGACUAUGUUCGCCUUGUUCUUCGGCGGUGGAUUCUUCCUUCUCGUCUACUAUGUUCCGAUCUUCUUCCAAAGCGUGAAAGGAUCGUCCGCCAUGAAAUCGGGGAUUCAGCUUCUUCCCAUGAUGCUGGCAACCGUCGUCUCAUCCGUCCUCGUCGGUGGAUUCGUAACGGCUGCAGGCUACUAUACCCCGUUUUUGAUCGGUAGUACCGCUAUUGCAGCCAUUGGUAUAGGUCUUGUCACUACGUACUCUGUGGACAUCGCGACCGGUAAAUGGAUUGGCUAUCAGAUUCUCGUCGGCGCGGGAGUCGGUGCUGGUUUCCAGAUCCCCAUGACGGCGGUUCAGACUGUUCUCCCACCCGAAGAUAUCCCCGUCGGCACCGCUGCCGUGAUGUUCUUCCAAACCCUGGGAGGCGCGCUCUUUAUUGCUGUCGGGCAAUCGGUCUUUCAAAACGGGUUGAUCGACGGGAUUCGCGAGUACGCGCCUACCGUGGACCCGCGUGCCAUUGUCGGUGCCGGAGCGACGGAAAUGCGACAUGUCCUGGCAGCCUUGGGGCAACUGGAUCAGCUUGAUGCUGUGAUUAGGGCGUAUAUGAGUGGGCUUCGCGACGCAUACCGUGUCAGUCUGGCACUGGCCCUGGUGGCCUUGGUAGCUAGUUGCUUUUUGGAAUGGAAGAGUGUUAAGAAAACUGGCCAAGAUAGUAAGAACGAUGUGGCGGUUCCGGCGCUGUGA
Messenger RNA from Aspergillus pseudonomiae, 1629 nucleotides. RefSeq names its product MDR family MFS transporter. Gene Ontology annotation, molecular function: transmembrane transporter activity. The coding region runs from base 1 to 1629 and encodes 542 amino acids. Lineage: Eukaryota; Fungi; Ascomycota; Eurotiomycetes; Eurotiales; Aspergillaceae. The transcript has 4 exons. Gene Ontology annotation, biological process: transmembrane transport. The record is from RefSeq and is a predicted model, not a curated record.